CAGGGGUCGGGCAGGUGGGAGGGGGAAGCUCACAUCUCCGCCCUCUGCUGCCUCUGGGGGUAGGGAGCAUCCUAACCCCCAACUGUCCGGUCAGAUCCGCCUACUGCCCCUCAUCAGACUGCUACUCCUGGGAGCACAGCACCUGCUCUUUACACCUCUUCCUUGAGCUGCUGGGGAAUGGCUUUGCCUACAAAGUCUAGCAUCUUGGACCUGAGCUCCGGCACCCCAUGCACCAGAUCUCCAGAGGAAAGUCACGAGGCUUGGGCACAGUGCAAAGAUGCUGGCAGGCAGCUACCCGAGUACAAGGCAGUGGUGGUGGGUGCAAGUGGUGUUGGUAAAAGUGCUCUCACCAUCCAGAUGACUCACCAAUGCUUCGUGAAAGACCAUGACCCCACUAUCCAAGAUUCCUACUGGAAGGAAGUGGCCAGGGACAACGGAGGCUACAUUCUAAAUGUUCUGGAUACAUCUGGGCAGGAUAUUCACCGGGCUCUGCGUGACCAGUGCUUGGCAUCUGGUGAUGGUGUGCUGGGCGUCUUUGCUCUUGACGACCCCUCGUCUCUGGACCAGUUGCAGCAGAUAUGGUCCACCUGGACCCCUCACCACAAGCAGCCUCUGGUACUAGUGGGCAACAAGUGUGACCUGGUGACCACUGCUGGAGAUGCUCAUGCUGCCGCAGCCCUCCUUGCUCACAAGUUGGGGGCCCCCUUGGUGAAGACCUCAGCCAAGACGCGGCAAGGUGUGGAGGAAGCCUUUGCCCUGCUUGUCCAUGAGAUUCAGAGGGCCCAGGAGGCUGUGGCCGAAUCAAGCAAGAAGACCCGACACCAGAAAGCCGUGUGUAGCUGUGGCUGCUCUGUAGCCUGAAGAUCUUUGUCUAGCAAAUUGACCCUUGUCUCAUGUCAAGGUGACAAUUCUCUUGUAAUAAGAUUUCCCUCUCCGACCAAGUUACCACAGACAUCUUUUUAUUGUCAUUUGGUGAGAAGUUACGUGGUAACAUGGGACAUCCCUCAUUGACUGUGUUUUAUGAAACUCUAUGCAAAAUUAAAUAAAUGUUCUCAGGAUUCAAAGCUUCCUUUAUAC
Messenger RNA from Mus musculus (house mouse), 1077 nucleotides. It is a transcript of the gene Eras, whose product is annotated as ES cell-expressed Ras. Bases 178 to 861 code for a protein of 227 amino acids. Gene Ontology annotation, biological process: signal transduction. Gene Ontology annotation, molecular function: GTP binding; G protein activity; GTPase activity. The record is from RefSeq and is marked provisional. Lineage: Eukaryota; Metazoa; Chordata; Mammalia; Rodentia; Muridae. Gene Ontology annotation, cellular component: plasma membrane; membrane. The transcript is spliced from 2 exons.